Molecule: messenger RNA, 15555 nt
Organism: Mus pahari (shrew mouse)
Lineage: Eukaryota; Metazoa; Chordata; Mammalia; Rodentia; Muridae
Gene: Birc6
Product: baculoviral IAP repeat containing 6
Exons: 73
Coding region: 84-14588 (4834 amino acids)
Biological process (GO): negative regulation of apoptotic process; apoptotic process; regulation of cytokinesis
Cellular component (GO): nucleus
Molecular function (GO): cysteine-type endopeptidase inhibitor activity; ubiquitin conjugating enzyme activity
Source: RefSeq, a predicted model, not a curated record
GCCUGGCGGGCGACGUUCCCCGUGCGUGCAGGCGCUUGACUUCACUUCCGGCUAACGCGCUCCGCUUUGCCCCCUGGCCCCGGAUGGUGACUGGCUGUGGUGCUGCACCUCCCGGGACUGUCACUGAGCGGCUUCCCAGUGUGAUUGUGCUGAGCGCAGGCCGGAAGAUGGCGGCUGCGGCUGCGGAGGCCUCGGGCCCGAGCUGCUCCUCCGCGGCGGCGGCGGCGGCGGCGGGGGCGGGGGCGGCCGGGGUCUCCGAGUGGCUGGUGCUGCGGGAUGGCUGCAUGCGCUGCGACGCCGACGGGCUGCACAGCCUCUCCUACCACCCGGCGCUUAACGCCAUCCUGGCCGUCACCAGCCGCGGGACCAUCAAAGUCAUCGACGGCACGUCGGGGGCCACCCUUCAGGCCUCGGCGCUCAGCGCUAAACCAGGUGGACAGGUGAAAUGUCAGUAUAUUUCUGCUGUGGAUAAAGUUAUAUUUGUGGAUGAUUACGCAGUAGGUUGUAGGAAGGACCUUAAUGGGAUCUUGUUGCUAGACACUGCUCUACAAACUCCAGUUUCAAAGCAGGAUGAUGUGGUUCAGCUUGAACUUCCCGUCACAGAGGCACAGCAGCUCUUAUCAGCAUGUAUAGAAAAGAUAGAUGUUUCUAGUACAGAGGGUUAUGAUUUGUUCAUCACACAGCUCAAAGAUGGUUUAAAAAAUACAUCUCAUGAAACUGCAGCAAACCAUAAAGUUGCUAAGUGGGCCACAGUUACAUUUCAUCUUCCUCAUCAUGUAUUGAAGUCUAUUGCCAGUGCCAUUGUGAAUGAACUUAAGAAAAUAAAUCAAAAUGUUGCUGCCUUACCUGUGGCGUCCUCAGUGAUGGACAGAUUGUCUUACCUCUUACCCAGUGCACGUCCAGAACUUGGAGUUGGGCCAGGCCGUUCUGUAGACAGGGCAUUGAUGUAUAGUGAAGCUAACAGAAGGGAGACUUUCACUUCAUGGCCUCAUGUUGGCUAUAGGUGGGCACAGCCAGAUCCCAUGGCUCAAGCUGGAUUUUAUCACCAGCCUGCUUCAUCUGGAGAUGAUAGAGCCAUGUGUUUUACUUGUAGUGUAUGCCUCGUUUGUUGGGAACCUACGGAUGAACCUUGGUCUGAACAUGAGAGACACUCUCCCAACUGCCCCUUUGUGAAGGGUGAGCACACCCAGAAUGUGCCCUUGUCAGUCACCCUGGCGACGAGUCCUGCACAGCUCCCUUCUGCAGAUGGAGCUGACAGAAUAGCUUGCUUUGGGUCUGGGAGCUGUCCUCAGUUUCUAGCUGCUGCGACCAAACGUGGGAAGAUCUGCAUAUGGGACGUCUCCAAACUCAUGAAGGUGCACUUGAAGUUUGAAAUUAAUGCCUAUGACCCAGCAAUUGUGCAACAGUUGAUCCUAUCAGGAGACCCAAGUUCAGGAGUUGAUUCAAGGAGACCCACUUUGGCAUGGCUGGAAGACUCUUCUAGUUGCUCAGACAUACCAAAACUUGAAGGAGACAGUGAUGAUUUGCUAGAGGAUUCAGACAGUGAAGAGCAUUCCAGAUCGGAUUCUGUGACAGGGCACACAUCACAGAAGGACGCCAUGGAAGUAAGCCUUGAUAUAACAGCUCUCAGCAUUCUCCAGCAGCCAGAAAAACUGCAGUGGGAGAUUGUGGCUAAUGUGCUUGAAGAUACUGUUAAGGAUCUUGAAGAACUUGGGGCGAACCCCUCCUUAACGAACUCUAAGAGUGAAAAGACAAAGGAAAAGCACCAGGAACAGCACAACAUUCCCUUCCCGUGUUUAUUGGCUGGAGGGUUAUUAACAUAUAAGUCUCCCGCUGCCUCACCCAUUAGUAGUAAUUCUCACAGGUCACUGGAUGGUUUAAGCAGAACUCAGGGCGAAAGUAUAUCAGAACAAGGGUCAACUGACAAUGAAUCCUGCACAAAUUCAGAACUGAAUUCUCCUCUGGUCAGGAGGACUUUACCUGUGUUGCUUCUGUAUAGUAUCAAAGAAUCUGAUGAGAAAGCAGGAAAAAUCUUUUCACAGAUGAACAAUAUCAUGAGUAAAAGUUUGCACGAUGAUGGUUUUACAGUCCCACAGAUUAUUGAGAUGGAGCUGGAGAACCAGGAGCAGCUGUUGUUACAGGAUCCGCCUGUGACUUACAUGCAGCAGUUUGCAGAUGCAGCCGCCAGCCUCACUUCGCCAGACUCUGAGAAGUGGAACUCUGUGUUCCCCAAGCCUGGGACUUUGGUGCAGUGCUUGAGGCUACCAAAGUUUGCAGAGGAGGAGACUCUUUGUAUAGACUCUAUAACUCCUUGUGCUGAUGGAAUUCAUUUGUUGGUAGGACUGCGGACAUGCUCUGUGGAAUCAUUGAGUGCAAUAAAUCAAGUGGAGGCCUUGAAUAAUUUAAAUAAAUUAAACUCUGCACUAUGUAAUAGACGUAAAGGUGAUCUGGAAUCCAAUCUUGCUGUAGUGAAUGGCGCAAAUAUCAGUGUGAUCCAACCUGAGUCACCAGCAGACGUGCCAGCUCCUCUGAUCACUCAGCCGGAGCAGAGGAAUGUUAGCGGUGGAUAUUUAGUUCUUUACAAGAUGAAUUAUACCACUCGAAUAGUGACUUUAGAAGAGGAGCCAGUGAAAAUCCAACAUAUCAAAGAUCCCCAGGACACAAUUACCUCGCUCAUUUUGCUUCCACCAGAUAUACUGGAUAAUCGAGAAGAUGACUGUGAAGAACCUGCUGAGGAAAUGCAGUUGGCUGCAAAGAAUGGGAUUGAAAAAGAAAAAAAGUCUGACAUUUCUACUCUUGGACACCUGGUAGUAACCACUCAGGGAGGAUACGUAAAAGUAUUAGACCUUUCAAACUUCGAAAUUUUGGCCAAAGUGGAGCCUCCCAAAAAGGAGGGCACUGAAGAACAGGAUACAUUUGUUUCUGUCAUUUACUGCUCAGGCACAGACAGGCUGUGUGCUUGCACCAAAGGUGGUGAGCUUCAUUUUCUCCAAAUUGGAGGAACCUGUGAUGAUAUUGAUGAAGCUGAUAUUCUGGUAGAUGGAUCCCUUUCUAAAGGAAUAGAACCAUCAUUAGAAGGUUCCAGACCUUUAUCAAAUCCUUCAAGUCCUGGUAUUUCAGGAGUUGACUUACUGGUGGACCAGCCUUUCACACUUGAAAUCUUGACGUCUCUAGUAGAACUAACUCGAUUUGAAACACUGACUCCACGAUUUUCAGCAACUGUUCCUCCAUGUUGGGUAGAAGUUCAGCAAGAACAGCAGCAACGAAGGCACCCUCAGCAUCUGCACCAGCAGCACCAUGGAGAUGCUGCUCAGCAUACCCGGACGUGGAAACUGCAGCCCGACAGCAACAGCUGGGAUGAACAUGUGUUUGAAUUGGUUCUACCUAAAGCCUGUAUGGUUGGACAUGUGGACUUCAAAUUCGUUCUGAACUCCAACAUCACCAGUGUCCCCCAGAUACAAGUGACACUGCUGAAGAACAAAGCUCCAGGCCUAGGGAAAGCCAAUGCUCUUAACAUUGAAGUGGAACAUAAUGGGAACCCGUCCCUGGUUGAUUUGAAUGAAGAAAUGCACCACAUGGAUGUAGAGGAGUCACAGUGUCUUAGGUUAUGUCCAUUCUUAGAGGAUCAUAAAGAAGACAUUCUGUGUGGCCCAGUAUGGCUUGCUAGUGGUCUAGACCUAUCAGGUCAUGCUGGGAUGUUGACAUUGACAAGCCCCAAACUUGUUAAAGGUAUGGCAGGUGGGAAGUACCGUUCAUUUUUAAUUCAUGUCAAAGCAGUGAGUGACCGUGGAGCAGCAGAUGAGAUGUGCAGCAGUGGCCUGCGUCCUGUUGUCAGGCUUCCAUCUCUUAAACAGCAGGGCCACAAGGGAUACUCACUGGCUUCUCUCUUGGCCAAAGUUGCAGCAGGCAAGGAAAAAUCAUCUAAUGUUAAAAAUGAAAAUGCAGGAGGCACUCGAAAGUCUGAAAACCUGCGUGGUUGUGAUUUACUUCAAGAAGUCUCUGUCACCAUUCGGAGAUUUAAGAAAACUUCAAUUUGUAAGGAGAGGGUUCAGCGUUGUGCCAUGUUACAGUUUUCAGAAUUUCAUGAGAAGCUUCUUAACACUCUUUGUAGAAGAUCAGACGAUGGGCAGGUCACAGAACACGCACAGAGUCUUGUGUUGGAUGCUCUCUGCUGGUUGGCAGGAGUCCAUUCAAAUGGCCCUGGCAGCUCAAAGGAAGGAAAUGAGUGCCUACUUUCAAAAACACGGAAAUGUCUUUCAGAUAUUGUCCGUGUUUGCUUCUUUGAGGCAGGACGAAGUAUAGCCCAUAAAUGUGCUCGAUUUCUAGCCUUGUGCAUUAGUAAUGGCAAAUGUGACCCCUGUCAGCCUGGAUUUGGAUCAGUUCUAUUGAAGGCUUUACUUGAUAAUAUGUGCUUUUUACCAGCAGCAGCAACUGGUGGUUCUGUCUACUGGUAUUUUGUACUGCUGAAUUACGUUAAGGAUGAAGACUUGGCUGGAUGCAGCACAGCGUGUGCAGCCUUACUCACGGCCGUGUCCAGACAGUUGCAGGACAGGCUAACCCCGCUGGAGGCUCUGCUUCAAACAAGAUAUGGAUUAUACAGCUCCCCAUUUGAUCCAGUUCUUUUUGACUUGGAGAUGAGUGGCUCUUCUUGUAAAAAUGUAUACAAUAGCAGCACUGGUGUCCAGUCAGAUGAGAUUGACUUAUCGGAUGUUCUUUCAGGGAAUGGAAAAGUCAGUAGUUGCACAGCUGCUGAGGGAAGCUUCACGUCUCUCACUGGACUUCUAGAGGUUGAACCCCUUCACUUUACUUGCGUGUCAACUAGUGAUGGAACCAGAAUAGAAAGGGAUGAUGCAAUGAGUUCCUUCGGGGUUCCUCCUGCAGUAGGUGGCCUGUCAUCUGGCACAGUUGGGGAAGCCUCGACAGCCCUGAGUUCAGCAGCCCAGGUAGCUUUGCAGUCUCUCUCUCAUGCAAUGGCUUCAGCCGAGCAACAGCUGCAGGUGCUGCAAGAGAAACAGCAGCAGCUUUUGAAGCUUCAGCAACAGAAAGCAAAGCUGGAAGCCAAGUUGCAUCAGACAACAGCAGCAGCAGCCGCAGCUGCAUCAGCAGCAGCCGCAGCUGCAGCAGGUCCUGUUCACAAUGCAGUGCCUUCCAACCCAGUGGCUGCUCCUGGAUUCUUCAUCCAUCCAUCUGAUGUUAUUCCCCCCACUCCAAAAACAACACCACUUUUUAUGACUCCCCCGCUUACUCCGCCCAAUGAAGCAGUUUCUGUUGUGAUUAAUGCUGAACUUGCACAGCUUUUCCCAGGCUCAGUCAUUGAUCCUCCAGCAGUGAAUCUUGCUGCCCAUAACAAAAACUCCAACAAAUCUAGAAUGAAUCCACUUGGUUCUGGCCUGGCCCUUGCAAUUUCUCAUGCCUCACAUUUUCUUCAGCCGCCACCUCACCAGUCCAUUAUUAUAGAGCGAAUGCAUUCAGGAGCCAGGAGAUUUGUCACCCUGGAUUUUGGAAGACCUAUACUGUUGACAGAUGUACUGAUUCCUACUUGUGGAGACUUGGCAUCUUUAUCAAUUGACAUAUGGACAUUAGGGGAAGAAGUAGAUGGAAGGCGUUUGGUAGUGGCAACUGAUAUAAGUACUCAUUCAUUAAUUCUUCAUGACUUAAUACCUCCACCUGUAUGCAGAUUCAUGAAGAUAACUGUCAUUGGACGCUAUGGAAGCACAAAUGCCAGAGCAAAGAUCCCCUUGGGGUUUUACUAUGGGCACACUUAUAUUUUACCUUGGGAAAGUGAACUGAAGUUGAUGCAUGAUCCUCUCAGAGGAGAAGGAGAAUCUGCCAACCAACCAGAAAUUGACCAGCAUUUAGCAAUGAUGGUUGCUCUACAAGAAGAUAUACAGUGCAGAUAUAACUUAGCCUGUCAUCGUCUGGAAGCCCUUUUGCAGAGUAUUGAUCUUCCUCCUCUCAAUAGUGCGAACAAUGCACAGUACUUUUUGAGAAAACCAGACAAAGCAGUUGAGGAAGACAGUAGAGUUUUUUCUGCUUAUCAAGAUUGCAUUCAGCUCCAGCUUCAAUUAAAUCUGGCUCAUAAUGCAGUGCAGAGGCUCAGAGUAGCCAUAGGUGCAAGUCGGAAGACACUGAGUGAGACAUCAGGUCCAGAAGGCCUGAUUCAGACGUCAUCCACAGAGCAGUUACGCACCAUUGUGCGGUACUUACUGGACACACUGCUCAGCCUCCUACAUGCUUCCAAUGGGCAUUCUGUUCCUGCAGUUUUGCAGAGUACCUUUCAUGCUCAGGCCUGUGAAGAACUGUUUAAACACUUGUGCAUCAGUGGGACCCCAAAGAUACGGUUGCAUACUGGCCUUCUCCUUGUUCAGCUGUGUGGUGGGGAGAGAUGGUGGGGCCAGUUUCUUUCUAACGUUCUUCAGGAACUGUAUAAUUCAGAGCAGCUUCUCAUCUUCCCACAAGAUAGGGUCUUUAUGUUACUCUCCUGCAUUGGACAGCGAUCACUUAGUAACAGUGGAGUACUGGAAAGCUUACUAAACCUCUUGGACAAUUUAUUGUCACCUCUUCAGCCAGAGUUAACCAUGCACAGAAGGACAGAAGGAGUCCUGGAUAUUCCCAUGAUCAGUUGGGUUGUGAUGCUGGUGUCCAGGUUACUGGAUUAUGUGGCCACUGUUGAAGAUGAAGCAGCAGCUGCAAAGAAACCUUUGAAUGGUAACCAAUGGAGUUUUAUUAACAAUAAUCUGCAUACUCAGAACUUAAAUAGAUCCUCCAAGGGAGGCAGUAGCCUCGAUAGAUUAUAUUCCAGAAAAAUCAGAAAGCAACUUGUUCAUCAUAAGCAGCAACUUAACCUACUAAAGGCAAAACAGAAGGCUUUGGUGGAACAGAUGGAAAAAGAAAAAAUACAGAGUAACAAAGGCUCAUCAUAUAAACUGCUGGUAGAACAAGCAAAACUGAAGCAGGCCACCUCCAAGCAUUUUAAGGAUUUGAUUCGCUUGCGCCGGACAGCAGAAUGGUCUCGUUCUAAUUUAGACACUGAAGUUACAACAACAAAAGAGAGCCCUGAGAUAGAGCCUCUUCCAUUUACUCUGGCCCAUGACCGUUGUAUCUCAGUAGUGCAAAAGCUUGUCCUGUUUCUUCUCUCCAUGGAUUUCACAUGCCAUGCAGACCUCUUACUGUUUGUCUGCAAGGUUCUUGCACGCAUUGCAAAUGCGACCAGGCCAACUAUUCAUCUGUGUGAACUUGUGAAUGAGCCGCAGCUAGAAAGACUGUUACUGCUUCUGGUCGGAACUGACUUCAACAGAGGAGACAUCUCUUGGGGUGGUGCCUGGGCUCAGUACUCUUUAACCUGUAUGCUGCAGGACAUUCUAGCAGGAGAAUUGUUGGCUCCGGUGGCUGCAGAAGCAAUGGAAGAGGGCACAGUGAGUGAAGAUGUUGGUGCAACAGCUGGCGACAGUGAUGACUCCCUGCAGCAGUCCUCUGCUCAGCUGCUGGAGACCAUAGACGAACCCCUGACGCAUGAGAUAGCAGGUACACCUCCUCUCUCUUCUUUGGAAAAAGACAAGGAAAUUGACCUUGAGCUACUUCAAGACCUCAUGGACGUUGACAUUGAUCCUUUAGAUAUUGAUCUAGAAAAGGAUCCUCUUGCAGCCAAAGUUUUUAAGCCUAUAAGCAGUACAUGGUAUGACUAUUGGGGUGCUGAUUACGGUACCUAUAAUUAUAAUCCCUACAUUGGUGGCCUGGGGAUGCCUGUAGCAAAACCACCAUCAAGCACAGAGAAGAAUGGAUCCCAGACUGUCAGUGUUUCAGUGUCUCAGGCUUUAGAUGCUCGUCUAGAAGUUGGCCUUGAACAGCAAGCAGAACUUAUGUUGAAAAUGAUGUCUACUCUGGAAGCAGACUCCAUCUUACAAGCAUUAACAAAUACAUCUCCUACCUUUUCACAAUCUCCAACUGGAACAGAUGAUUCACUUCUAGGGAAUUUACAACCAGCAAACCAGAACAGCCAGCUCAUUAUACAGCUUUCAUCUGUCCCAAUGUUAAAUGUUUGUUUCAAUAAGCUUUUCUCCAUGCUUCAAGUCCAUCAUGUUCAGUUGGAAUCACUUCUUCAGUUGUGGCUCACAUUGAGCCUUAAUUCUAGUUCAUCAGGGAACAAAGAGAAUGGAGCAGAUAUUUUUUUAUAUAAUGCUAAUCGGAUACCUGUCAUCUCAUUAAAUCAAGCGUCAAUAACUAGCUUUCUCACAGUGCUAGCUUGGUAUCCAAAUACUUUGCUCCGGACGUGGUGCCUUGUGCUUCAUAGCUUAACACUCAUGACGAAUAUGCAGCUUAAUUCUGGUUCCAGUAUUUCAAUUGGAACUCAGGAGACUACGGCUCAUUUGUUGGUUUCAGAUCCAAACCUUAUUCAUGUGUUAGUGAAAUUUCUUUCUGGUACCAGUCCUCAUGGAACGAAUCAGCAUAGCCCACAGGUCGGUCCAACAGCUACACAAGCUAUGCAAGAAUUUCUCACCCGACUACAAGUGCAUUUGUCUUCAACAUGUCCCCAGAUAUUCAGUGAACUUUUGCUCAAGUUAAUUCACAUACUUUCCACAGAAAGGGGGGCCUUCCAGACAGGGCAAGGACCUCUUGAUGCCCAAGUGAAGCUGUUAGAGUUUACCCUCGAGCAGAACUUUGAAGUGGUCUCAGUUAGUACUAUUUCUGCUGUGAUAGAGUCUGUCACCUUCUUGGUGCAUCAUUACAUCACUUGCUCAGACAAAGUCAUGUCUAGAAGUGGAUCAGACAGCUCUGUCGGUGCUCGGGCUUGCUUUGGGGGACUCUUUGCUAACCUCAUUCGUCCAGGUGAUGCAAAAGCUGUCUGUGGUGAAAUGACAAGAGAUCAACUCAUGUUUGAUUUGUUAAAACUUGUGAACAUUUUAGUACAGCUGCCUCUUUCAAGCAAUAGGGAAUACAGCGCAAGAGUGUCCGUGACCACCAAUACAACAGAUAGUGUUUCGGAUGAAGAAAAAGUCUCAGGAGGCAAAGAUGUCAGUGGAAGCAAUACCAGCAUUCCAGGAUCUCCUGCAUAUGUUGCUGACCUAGUCUUAGCCAACCAGCAAAUUAUGAGCCAGAUUUUGUCUGCUCUAGGCCUGUGUAAUAGCAGUGCCAUGGCAAUGAUAAUUGGUGCAAGUGGCUUACAUCUCACCAAACAUGAAAACUUCCAUGGUGGGUUAGAUGCCAUAUCCGUUGGAGAUGGAUUAUUUACCAUAUUGACAACACUUAGUAAGAAAGCCUCUACAGUCCAUAUGAUGUUGCAGCCAAUCUUGACCUACAUGGCCUGUGGAUACAUGGGCAGACAAGGCUCUCUUGCUACUUGCCAGUUAUCUGAACCAUUGUUGUGGUUUAUCUUGAGAGUGUUGGAUACUAGUGAUGCAUUGAAAGCUUUCCAUGAUAUGGGUGGAGUUCAGCUUAUAUGCAACAAUAUGGUUACCAGUACAAGGGCUAUUGUGAACACUGCAAGAAGUAUGGUAUCAACUAUUAUGAAAUUUCUUGAUUCUGGACCAAAUAAAGCUGUUGACAGCACUUUGAAAACAAGGAUCCUGGCCUCUGAGCCUGACAAUGCAGAAGGAAUCCAUAACUUUGCACCACUUGGUACCAUCACUUCUAGUAGUCCUACUGCCCAGCCAGCUGAGGUGCUCCUGCAAGCCACACCGCCCCAUCGAAGGGCUCGUUCUGCUGCUUGGUCCUACAUCUUUCUGCCAGAGGAAGCCUGGUGUGACCUUACCAUCCACCUUCCAUCAGCAGUGCUGCUGAAGGAGAUACACAUUCAACCUCACCUUGCAUCUCUCGCAACCUGCCCAUCGUCAGUGUCUGUUGAAGUAAGUGCAGAUGGUGUUAAUAUGCUCCCUUUGUCUACUCCUGUUGUCACAAGUGGUCUCACCUACAUAAAAAUUCAGCUUGUCAAAGCCGAAGUAGCCUCUGCUGUCUGCCUCAGACUACAUCGUCCUCGGGAUGCCAGCACACUGGGCCUCUCACAGAUCAAAUUAUUAGGCCUUACUGCUUUUGGUACCACCUCAUCAGCCACAGUUAAUAAUCCCUUUCUUCCAUCUGAAGAUCAAGUUUCUAAAACAAGCAUUGGAUGGUUACGCUUAUUACAUCAUUGCCUUACACAUAUAAGUGAUCUAGAAGGGAUGAUGGCCAGUGCAGCUGCCCCUACUGCCAAUCUGCUGCAGACUUGUGCUGCCUUACUGAUGUCACCAUACUGUGGGAUGCAUUCCCCCAACAUUGAGGUUGUGCUUGUAAAGAUUGGGCUGCAGUCCACUAGAAUUGGCCUGAAACUUAUUGACAUUCUCCUGAGGAAUUGUGCAGCAUCAGGCAGUGAUCCUACAGAUUUAAAUAGCCCUUUACUUUUUGGAAGGCUGAAUGGACUGUCCUCUGAUUCUACAAUAGAUAUUCUUUACCAGCUUGGUACAACUCAGGAUCCUGGAACUAAAGACAGAAUUCAGGCCUUGCUAAAGUGGGUCAGUGACUCUGCAAAAAUGGCUGCUUUGAAGAGAAGUGGCAGAAUGAACUAUAUGUGCCCGAGCUCAUCAGCUGUCGAGUAUGGUCUUCUCAUGCCAUCCCCCUCUCAUUUGCACUGUGUAGCAGCGAUUCUUUGGCACAGUUAUGAACUGCUGGUAGAGUAUGAUUUGCCAGCACUGCUAGACCGAGAGCUCUUUGAGUUACUUUUUAAUUGGUCCAUGUCACUUCCAUGCAACGUGGUUUUGAAGAAAGCUGUUGACAGUCUACUUUGCUCCAUGUGCCAUAUACAUCCAAAUUAUUUUUCCUUGCUCAUGGGCUGGAUGGGAAUUAUCCCUCCUCCAGUGCAGUGUCAUCAUAGACUAUCUAUGACAGAUGAUAGCAAGAAGCAAGAUCUUAGUUCAUCAUUGACAGAUGACUCCAAAAAUGCACAGGCACCUCUCUCUCUAACUGAAUCCCACUUGGCAACUCUUGCUUCCUCGUCUCAGUCCCCAGAAGCUAUUAAACAGUUGCUAGACUCGGGGUUGCCUUCCCUUCUUGUGAGGAGUCUGGCUAGUUUUUGUUUUAGUCACAUUUCCUACUCAGAAAACAUCGCUCAGUCAGUAGAUAAUUCUCAGGACAAACUCAGGCGGCAUCAUGUUCCACAGCACUGUAAUAAGAUGCCCAUCACAGCAGACCUAGUUGCUCCCAUUCUUAGGUUUUUGACAGAAGUUGGCAAUAGUCAUAUCAUGAAAGAUUGGCUUGGUGGUUCUGAAGUCAACCCACUGUGGACAGCACUUCUGUUUUUAUUGUGUCACUCUGGGUCUACCGCUGGAGGACAUAAUUUAGGGUCACAACAGAGCAGCACUAGAUCAGCUUCUCAUUCUCCAGCUACUGCAACAGUAUUGACUACCCAGCAACGGACAGCCAUUGAGAACGCAACUGUUGCCUUCUUUCUGCAGUGCAUUUCAUGUCACCCUAAUAACCAAAAGCUGAUGGCACAGGUUCUCUGUGAACUGUUUCAGACAGCUCCUCAAAGGGGUAGCCUUCCAGCACCUGGGAAUAUUUCAGGGUUUGUGCGAAGACUAUUUCUGCAGUUAAUGCUGGAGGAUGAGAAAGUGACAAUGUUUCUUCAGUCACCUUGCCCACUAUAUAAAGGGAGAAUUAAUGCAACUAGCCAUGUCAUCCAACACCCAAUGUUCGGAGCAGGCCAUAAGUUUCGUACUCUGCAUUUGCCAGUCUCAACAACGUUGUCAGACGUGCUCGAUAGAGUUUCAGAUACCCCAAGUAUCACAGCUAAACUUCUUAGUGAGCAAAAGGAUGAUAAAGAAAAGAAGAACCAUGAAGAGAAAGAAAAAGUUAAGGCAGAAAAUGGAUUUCAGGAUAACUACAGCGUCGUGGUUGCCUCUGGGCUGAAAUCACAGUCUAAACGUGCCGUGGCAUCCACACCACCUCGCCCACCAUCCAGGAGAGGAAGAACAGCUCCUGAUAAGAUAGGAAGUACAUCCUCAAGCGCAGACACCGCUAACAAAAUCAUCACCGUCCCUGUGUUUCAUCUGUUCCACAGACUCUUGGCAGGUCAGCCAUUACCAGCAGAAAUGACACUUGCCCAGCUUUUAACUCUCCUCUAUGACCGAAAACUUCCUCAAGGUUACCGUUCAAUAGAUCUUACUGUUAAAUUGGGAUCAAAAGUCAUUACAGAUCCAAGUUUGUCAAAAACAGAUUCUUUCAAAAGACUGCACCCUGAAAAAGACCAUGGAGACCUAAUUGGCAGCUGUCCAGAGGAUGAGGCUCUUACCCCGAGUGAUGAGUGCAUGGAUGGAGUAUUGGAUGAGUCUUUGCUGGAAACCUGUCCCAUUCAGUCACCAUUACAGGUUUUUGCAGGAAUGGGUGGACUGGCUCUUAUUGCAGAGAGACUGCCCAUGCUCUAUCCAGAAGUGAUUCAGCAGGUGAGUGCUCCAGUGGUAGCUUCCACCACUCAGGAAAAGCCAAAAGAUAGUGAUCAGUUUGAAUGGGUAACCAUAGAACAAUCAGGUGAACUGGUUUAUGAAGCUCCAGAGACUAUUGCAGCGGAGCCUCCACCCGUGAAGUCAGCGGUGCAAGCCACUUCUCCCAUCCCUGCCCAUUCUUUGGCUGCUUUUGGAUUAUUUCUUCGUCUUCCGGGCUAUGCUGAAGUGCUCCUGAAAGAGAGAAAGCAUGCCCAGUGCCUUCUUCGAUUGGUGUUGGGGGUCACAGACGAUGGAGAAGGCAGUCACAUUCUGCAGUCUCCAUCAGCCAAUGUGCUUCCAACCCUUCCUUUCCACGUUCUUCGCAGCUUGUUUAGUGCUACUCCCUUGACAACUGAUGAUGGUGUGCUUCUGCGGAGGAUGGCACUGGAAAUUGGAGCUUUGCACCUAAUUCUUGUCUGUCUCUCAGCUCUGAGUCAUCAUGCACCACGAGUUCCAAACUCUAGCCUUAGCCAGACUGAGCCACAGGUGUCAAAUUCUCAUAACCCUACAUCAACAGAAGAACAGCAGCUGUAUUGGGCCAAAGGGACUGGCUUUGGCACAGGUUCCACUGCGUCAGGAUGGGACGUGGAACAAGCCUUAACUAAACAGAGGCUAGAAGAGGAGCAUGUGACCUGCCUGUUGCAGCCUCUGACCUAUGCUUACAACCCAGUAUUUGCACUCCAUUCUGCACUGGUACUUCAUACCUGCUACGCAUAUACUGGGCAGCUAAACUUUCUGGACAUGGCAAGACAUGUGCCGCUCUAUCGAGCUCUGCUAGAGUUGCUCCGCGCCAUUGCUUCUUGUACAUCUAUGGUGCCGCUGUUGUUGCCUCUUUCUACAGAGAAUGGUGAAGAAGAGGAAGAUGAACAGUCGGAAAGUCAGACUUCUGUUGGUACAUUAUUAGCUAAAAUGAAGACCUGCGUCGAUACCUACACCAACCGCCUAAGAUCUAAAAGGGAAAAUGUUAAAGCAGGCGUCAAGCCGGAUGCACCUGAUCAAGAGCCGGAAGGACUGACGCUUCUGGUCCCCGACAUCCAGAGGACUGCUGAGAUCGUCCACGCAGCCACCACCAGUCUGCGGCAAGCGAACCAAGAGAAGAAACUAGGUGAAUACGCAAAGAAGGUGGCUACGAAACCCAAACCCCUGUCAGUAUUAAAAUCACUUGAAGAAAAAUAUGUGGCUGUCAUGAACAAACUGCAGUUUGAUACAUUUGAAAUGGUUUCUGAAGAUGACGAUGGGAAAUUGGGUUUUAAAGUAAAUUACCACUACAUGUCUCAGGUGAAAAAUGCCAACGAUGCCAACAGUGCUGCUAGAGCUCGCCGCCUAGCUCAAGAAGCAGUGACACUUUCAACCUCACUGCCUCUGUCAUCAUCUUCCAGUGUCUUUGUACGCUGUGAUGAGGAGAGACUUGACAUCAUGAAGAGCCCUGCCUGCCUCUGCCUGGCACCACUGCCUGGCAGCCACACUACUCUUGAUUCUAAGAAGAAGCCUUUUUCUAGUCCUCUGUCUGAGACAGUUUGCUAUAAAUUCUGUUCAAUUGUGUCUUUUCUUCUUAAGGUUUGUUUAAGCAUCCUGAAUACAUGGCAUGGAAGACCAGAAGAGAAAUGGAACCCUCAGACAUCAAGCUUUUUGCAAGUGUUGGUUUCUGUCCAGUCCCUUAUAUUAGUAGCUGAGCCUUACUUCAAUGAACCAGGAUACGAACGGUCUAGAGGCACUCCCAGUGGCACCCAGAGCUCUCGAGAAUACGAUGGGAACAUCCGACAAGCAACGGUUAAAUGGGCUAUGCUAGAACAAAUCAGAAAUCCUUCACCGUGCUUUAAAGAAGUUAUACACAAACAUUUUUACUUGAAGAGAAUUGAGAUCAUGGCCCAGUGUGAGGAGUGGAUUGCAGACAUCCAGCAGUACAGCAGUGAUAAGCGGGUGGGCAGGACCAUGUCUCACCAUGCAGCUGCUCUCAAGCGCCACACUGCUCAGCUCCGAGAAGAGCUCCUGAAACUUCCCUGCCCUGAAGGCUUAGACCCAGACAUUGAGGAUGCCUCCCCGGUGUGCAGGGCCACAGCAGGUGCUGAAGAGACUCUAACCCACGACCAUGUCAACCCCAGCAGCAGCAGAGACCUCCCCAGUGACUUCCAGUUAUGAGCUGCAGUGAUGUGGAUUUCGUAGACACAAAGGCUUCGAAGCACAAGCCAAAUAUGUCAAUAUUUGUAUGUAAGAAACUAAUUAUGUAAUAGGUAAUGAAACUGAAACUAUACUAUGCCCUUAAGGAGAUCCAGUUUAAUUCAAGGUGAUCUUUGAUUUACCUGUACAAGAGUGUAAACUUUUUUGUGCUUUUAUUUUUCAAUUGUGAGAACCACUGAUUGGUAUGUUCAACAAAUUUGUGUAUACAAAAAAAUGGAUAAAUCACUGAUCUAUAAGGGAAACUACCUUAGGAAAGAAUGUUUACUGAAUGUUUAUCUCUUUUUUUUUUUUUUUUUUUUACUGUAGAGUGAGAGGUUGUUAACAAAGAAUAUAUAUUGGUCAUUCUUACAACUACUAUUUAAAGUCAGCAACUUUUCACUGAAUUUGAUAGAUUUUGUUUGGCCAUAUCUUCAUGCUCAUAUUUGAUUUCUGAAGACUUCCUACAUACACUUUAAUAAAAGUUAAACAGACAUAGCCCCCUCUUUUUUGAUUUACUGGUACAUUUUUAAGUAAUAAAUCUGCCAUAAAAUGCACUAUAGCUGGAGACUUGCACUUGUAUGGAUGAAUUUAUUACAUUCAACAUAUUUAAUUUUAUGCCUUCUAAGAUGCAGAAAAAAAUAAAUGAACAUGAUUUUAUUCUAUGCCAAACAUUUGGGCCUCUGAAUGUAUCCAUUAUUUGAAUUUAAUAUAUGAAAAGGUAUGGUCAAUUGGAAAAGUCGCUUUAAACUGUUUUCCUCAAGGGCUCCUCUUACUCCUGGACUGUGUGGUUCUGUUCCUGAAGUCACAUGUAUGUAUCACCACGGAGGCUCUGUAGAGGAGAGAGGCUGGGCCUCUCUGGUGCUGUUACAGUACAUUCUGUACCUGCCAUAUGGGCUCGUUUUCAUGCAAAUUCUUCCUAGAGCCAAUAAAUAAAAAUGUAGGUGAAUUA